Molecule: messenger RNA, 1026 nt
Organism: Homalodisca vitripennis (glassy-winged sharpshooter)
Lineage: Eukaryota; Metazoa; Arthropoda; Insecta; Hemiptera; Cicadellidae
Product: proline-rich protein HaeIII subfamily 1-like
Exons: 1
Coding region: 1-1026 (341 amino acids)
Source: RefSeq, a predicted model, not a curated record
AUGGCGGAGCUCCACGAGGAGGGAUUCAACGUCGCGGACGCCAAGUUGCUGAAAUCCAGGAGGGGCCAGCCAACCAGCCUCUGGCAGAUCUCCCUACGUAACAGCGAGGGACGGAGACCCGCCUCCGAAAUCUACGGUAUUAAGAGCCUGUUCUACUGCAGACUGGAGGUGAGGAAAUUCACCAGGUCCGGCGGCCCGAUCCAGUGCCACAGAUGCCAGGAGUUCGGCCACGGCUCCAACCACUGCCACCGGGAGCUCCGCUGCGUGCGCUGCGGCGAUGGCCACCCUUCCAGCCUCUGCCCGAAGGAGGCGUCUGCACCAGCGAAGUGCUGCAACUGCGGCGAGGCACACUCUGCUAACUACAGGGGAUGUGCCAAAUUCAAAGCAGAGCGCCAGAACUCCUACGCAGCCGCAGCCAAGGCUGGGAAACCAACACCUGCCCCGGCGAAGACGCAGCCGCCAAAGGCACGAGGAUGCCCUCCCCCACCACCUCCAGUCGCUGACGCCGCCAGCCCUGACUCCUCCACUGACAGCCAGGACGAGGAUGACGGCUUCGAGACCGUCAAUCGCCGCCGCCACCGACUUCCACGGAACCCCAAAAACCGUGGAGGCCGCUCACCGGCGAGGGCCAAGGAUUCGAAGCCCCCCCCACCACCAGCUGCCCGACAACCUGAGAGGCCCAAGGAGCCGACCACAGCCCCCGAGCGCAGACCCAGGCCGACUCCUAGACUUCGCCUGGAAGUGCCGAAGCCUGCUCAGGCCACCACUGUUCAUGCCACCACUGCUCAGGCCACCACUGCUCAGGCCACCACUGCCACCUCCGCCCCUGCCCCCACAACCCACCCGGGACACACCCACGGCCACACAGCCCGCCGCCCACCUGCAUCAGGAACUAAAGGCAGGAAUCUCCGAGAUCCUCACCCAGCUGACGACCAUGGUCCAUAUGAUGGGCCGACUCAUGGAGCUCCUGAGUACCUCCAUCCAUGGGUAAGCUCCGGAUCGUCAGCUGGAACGCCAACGGGCUAG